This is a messenger RNA of Belonocnema kinseyi, 2006 nucleotides long. Its product is annotated as UDP-glucuronosyltransferase 2B31-like. The record is from RefSeq and is a predicted model, not a curated record. Gene Ontology annotation, molecular function: UDP-glycosyltransferase activity. NCBI's taxonomy places the organism in Eukaryota, Metazoa, Arthropoda, Insecta, Hymenoptera, Cynipidae. The transcript is spliced from 5 exons. The coding region runs from base 252 to 1832 and encodes 526 amino acids.
CGUCAUGAUAAUGGUUCAGACUCAAGAACCAGCUCUAGUUGUGAAUUAUCUAUCGCCACAAGUGCACAAGUACAGCUUGACAAAUAAUUAUAAUAAGACAAAUUCAAAAGAAAAUCUAUACAUUUUCUUUUUAAAAGAUCGAAAUCACUUCUUUGAAAACUACAAAUACUAAAUUAAAAUUAUCUUCAAUAAAAAGCCUAAUGUUUAAAAUGCACUAAAUACUUGAACUGAUUUGAAAGAAAUUUUCAAAAAUGGCUCCGACGCUCUCAUUGGCAAUUAUUGUUAUCGUUGUUAUCAUCAAUAGCGAGAAAAGUGAUGGUGCACGAAUUUUGGGGAUAUUUCCGCUUCACGGAAAAAGUCAUUUUGUUAUUUGCGAGCAACUAAUGAAAACUUUGGCCCAAAAAGGACAUCAAGUGGAUGUGAUUAGCCACUUUCCUCUAAAGAAACCUGUUCCUAAUUAUAAGGAUUAUAGCUUGGAAGGCACGCUGCCACAAAUUAUAAACAAUAUUUCUUUCGUUGAAAUUCAAAGUAUAUCUUCCGGAAAUUUGGCGCAUUUUAUGGAUAUUUGUGGAGAUAAAAUUUGUGAAUUGUUAAAACAUCCAACGCUCAACAACAUUAUCAAAAAUCCGCCAAAAGAUCCGCCUUAUGAUCUCGUCAUCGUAGAGAUUUUUGCUGCUCAUUGUUUUUUUGCUUUUUCGCGAUUUUUGAAUGUUCCAAUGAUCGGCGUUACAACCGCGGCAAUUUACGAUUGGGCAAAUGAUCCUUUAGGAAAUCCUUCAAAUCUUGCAUUUUCACCUGGAGCUUUCACCAGUUUGCCAAAUAAAAUGAAUUUUUGGGAACGUCUGCAGAACGUGAUUUUCGUCCAUAUAGCCAAGUAUCAAUUUAAUUAUUAUUCAGGUUUGCAAAAAAAGUACGUGGAUGAGUAUUUCGGACCAGGAUAUCCGAGCAUUUAUGAAAUGUCAACAGAAUUUUCUUUGGUAUUUGUGAAUUCGCAUUAUAGUUUAAAUGGAAUAAAACCAUUUACUCCAGGAAUUGUGGAAGUUGGUGGUUUACACAUAGAAGACAAAAAAGAAGUUCUGAUACCGGAACUAAAAAAAUGGUUGGAUGAAAGUAAAGAUGGAUGCAUAUAUGUAAGUUUUGGAUCAAUGGUAAAAAUUGAAUCAUUCCCCAAAGAAACUCUAGAAAUUUUUUAUUCUACUUUUAAAAAUAUAGCACCUGUGCGUGUUUUAAUGAAAAUUGCUAAACCAGAAGAAUUGCUGCCGGGACUUCCGGAAAAUGUGAAAACUUACCAUUGGCUGCCACAGAUUCAAAUUUUAAAGCACAAAAAUGUUAAAGCCUUUGUAACACAUGGCGGAUUAAUGGGAACCCUGGAAUCGAUUCAUUGUGGAGUUCCGAUGGUUGGGUUCCCUCUGUUUGGCGAUCAAAUGAAAAAUAUAAAUUCGUAUGAAAAAAAGAAAAUUGCUGUUUCUUUAGACUAUAAAAGUGUGACUGAAAAGAAAUUCACAAAUGCUUUGAAUACGGUUUUGAAAAAUCGUGAGUACAGAUAUAAUAUCGAAAAGAUAUCCAAACUUUAUUACGACAGAAAUAUGAGUCCUAAAGACACAGCCGUUUUUUGGACAGAAUAUGUCUUAAGACAUGGAAAUGUGCUUAGGUCACCAGCUGCAGAUUUAAAAUGGUAUCAAAUCCAGUUAUUGGAUGUUUAUGGUUUUAUAUUAUUUACUACUCUAUUAGUGCUUUACGUAGCAUUAUUUAUUAUUAGAAUUUUCCUUAAGAUAAUUUUUCGUGCAAAAAGAGGAGAUAAAGAUGGACUCUUAUCGAAGAAAAGAAAGUAGUGGAUCAGAAAAAAUAAGGCUCAUUGUGUUUAGAAUUAUUUAUAAACAUCAUAAGAAUCAAAGUUUAUAAGUUUUUCUUUUAGAUACGUAAAUAGUAUUUUUGUAUGGCACUUAUAUUUUGUAAAACACAGAGAUAUUCAAGUUAGGCUGUAUAAAAUAAAAAAAGUUAAUUAA